AGCUCGGGCCGCGAGUGAGGUGGUUGGAGGCGAGGUGGGGGCGGCCGUUUGUUUUCUCGUGGUCUCGAACUCGCGCGUUCUCUUCUUUCCCCGCGGCGAGCGGCGGGGCGGAGAAACGGCGGCGACGGCAGCAGGAGCAGCUGUAGCUUCGGACACCGUCCUGUGCCUUUUCCGGCGAAUGGUUCCUCUUCCCCCUCCCUCUCACUGUUUGUUGUGUGUUUGGUGUGUUAAAGCAGGAGCGAGAACGCGAGCAGCGCCAUGAGCAACACUACCAUCGUCCCCAGCACUGCGGGCCCGGGCCCCAGCGGCGGGCCGGGGGGCGGAGGCGGCGGCGGCGGAGGCGGCGGCACCGAGGUAAUCCAGGUGACUAAUGUCUCCCCGAGCGCUAGCUCUGAGCAGAUGCGGACCCUCUUCGGUUUCCUAGGCAAGAUCGACGAACUGCGCCUCUUCCCGCCUGAUGAUUCGCCUUUACCAGUCUCCUCCCGAGUCUGCUUUGUUAAGUUCCAUGAUCCGGACUCAGCAGUUGUGGCACAGCAUCUGACAAACACUGUAUUCGUUGACAGAGCUUUGAUAGUCGUACCAUAUGCAGAAGGAGUUAUUCCUGAUGAGACUAAGGCUUUGUCUCUGUUGGCACCAGCUAAUGCAGUGGCAGGUCUUCUGCCUGGUGGUGGACUCCUGCCUACUCCUAACCCACUUACCCAGAUUGGCGCUGUUCCAUUGGCUGCUUUGGGAGCUCCUACCCUUGAUCCUGCCCUUGCUGCACUUGGGCUUCCUGGAGCAAACUUGAACUCACAGUCUCUUGCUGCAGAUCAGUUGCUGAAACUUAUGAGUACUGUUGAUCCGAAAUUGAAUCAUGUCGCUGCUGGUCUUGUUUCACCAAGUCUGAAAUCAGAUACCUCUAGUAAAGAAAUAGAGGAAGCCAUGAAGAGAGUACGAGAAGCACAGUCCCUAAUUUCUGCUGCUAUAGAACCAGAUAAGAAAGAAGAAAAACGAAGACACUCAAGGUCAAGAUCACGUUCUAGGAGGAGGAGGACUCCCUCAUCUUCUAGGCACAGGCGGUCAAGAAGCAGAUCCAGAAGGCGAUCACAUUCUAAGUCAAGGAGUAGACGACGAUCCAAAAGUCCAAGACGGAGAAGAUCUCAUUCCAGAGAGAGGGGUAGAAGGUCAAGGAGCACAUCAAAAAACAGAGAUAAAAAGAAAGAAGACAAAGAAAAGAAACGUUCCAAAACGCCACCAAAAAGUUAUAGCACAGCCAGACGUUCCAGAAGUGCUAGCAGAGAGAGACGACGACGAAGAAGCAGAAGUGGUACAAGAUCUCCUAAAAAGCCUAGGUCUCCCAAAAGAAAAUUGUCUCGUUCACCAUCCCCUAGAAGACAUAAAAAGGAGAAGAAGAAAGAUAAAGACAAAGAAAGAAGCAGAGAUGAAAGAGAGCGAUCCACAAGCAAGAAGAAGAAAAGUAAAGAUAAGGAAAAGGAACGGGAAAGAAAAUCAGAGAGUGAUAAAGAUGUAAAACAGGUUACACGGGACUACGAUGAAGAGGAACAGGGGUAUGACAGCGAGAAGGAGAAAAAGGAGGAGAAGAAACCAGCAGAACCAGGUUCUCCUAAAACAAAAGAAUGUUCUGUGGAAAAGGGAACUGGUGAUUCACUAAGAGAAUCUAAAGUGAAUGGGGAUGAUCAUCAUGAAGAAGACAUGGAUAUGAGUGACUGAACCAUGCCUCUGUGGGAAUCUAACUGUGUACAUGCAUCAGUGUCAUUCCUGUGUGAUUUCUUAAUGCUGUAUUUGUUCAUCUCAAACCUAGAUGUAUACAGCUCUGAGUCAUAAAUGGUUAUAAAGCUCCUGAUGUUGAUAUUAGUUAUUUACAUCCAAAAGCUUUUAGGAAAAUGAUACAGGGGUAACCAAUUCGUGACAGGGUGAAAUCUGAUUGAGUAACCAAGCAGUUUUACUAUCCUGGUGCUGCUUCAUAACAAAAAUGAAAAGCUGCAUGCAUCUACAGCAGGCAUGGAUUGUUUAUGUUGUAUGAUCUCCUUUAUUAAGUAAGUUCACUUAUAGUAUUUCUAGAAUUUGAUUCAUUGCCGUAAUAGAGCCAUGUAGGGAAUGCACUGAUUGCAUGUUUAUUGUGGCAGGAAUAUCCUAAAUGUCAUUAAAAUCCUUCAACAUGAUGGAUCUACUUAUGGUCGUUUGUUGACAUGACAAAUUAACCUCCUUAUAGUUACAUCUGGAAAUGAGCAUUUGAAAUAGAUAAUCCUUUAAGCCUUGUGGCUAAAUUUUUGUGGCUUUUGUUUAACUUUGAAAGGUUAUAUAUGCACUAACCUUUUUUGAUGGCUAUAAUUAGGCUUUAAUUACAGAAACAAGAUUUCAAAUGACUGUCUUUGGCAGUAAGUAAAUAGCAUAUUUUGAAGUAGAGUUGUAUACUUUUUCAUAAGGUGUUUGGGAAUUUUUUUUCCUAAAAUAAUUUAUUCCACGUCUACAUCAGUGACAGCUGUUUGCCUAUCCUGAAGUCCAUCCGUAAAAGAAAGUUAGCUUUUGUCCUGAGUUUGUUUUCCACACUUUUAUUAAUUUGUUUUAAUCUCAUUGUUGGAAAAGGGGGAUAGUGCAUUUUAAAUUGACCUUCAUAUGCUUUUAAAAAUAAGACAAAUCUACUUGAUAAUGUACUUUUUAUUUGAUCUCAAGUUGUAUAAAACCAAUAAAUUUUGUGUUACUGUUACUGCAGUAGUAAUUUUAUGCACACAGUGAUUCCAUGUUAAAUGCAAAGUAGUUAGGCAACUGUUUUCUUACAGGAGUUUCCAAGCUUUACUUUUGUGCAGUAAAAACAAAAGUAGGCUACAGUCUGUGCCAUGUUGAUGUACAGUUUCUGAAAUUGUUUUACAUGACUUUGAUAAUAAAACCCUUAAACUUAUGUUUAUGUUCUGUAAAAACGUAUUUGUAUUUAUUUACAUUGUUGAAUGUAUGGCAUUUACCUCACUCAUUUUACAAAUCAAGUUCUUUCUCCUUGCAGACCACAUAUUUUAAUAUAGCAGUAAAAUGAAAUCCAUCGGUAGUGAUUAGUUGCCAUCAGAAUUGUCAAAAUUAGUUUAAUUUCUAAAACAGUCUUUUUAAGUGUAAUUUUAUUUCUUAUAUUUUGGGUGUAGGAUUUGCGUUGAGUCAAGCAAUGAACUUUAGGAUAAACAAAUGAUCCCACCUAUAUUUAGUAAAUUUAUAUUUUUGGUGAAUAUAAACAUAACUUUUCUGGAAUAGUAUAGAAACUCAAUGGUAUGUAUCUACUGUACAGUACUAAAUAGUAUAUUUAUUCAUUUAUGAAAUGAGUAGUGUUUGAGUGGCUGGGAUUAAGGGGAAAGUGAGACUUGGAAUUGUAGCUUUUAUCCAAGUUGGAGUAUGAUUUUUUUUUUUUAAUCUUUUAAAAUUGCAAUGCCGUAUAGAAAAGCACCAUUGUUUUUACAGUUUGUAGUAACUUUUUAAAGAUUUUAUGGAAAGGAAUUUUGUCUAUAGUAAGACAUUGUAGUAAUGGUCCGAAUAAUCACUGCAUUUUU
Messenger RNA from Capra hircus (goat), 3530 nucleotides. It is a transcript of the gene SRSF11, whose product is annotated as serine and arginine rich splicing factor 11. Gene Ontology annotation, cellular component: nucleoplasm. The transcript has 12 exons. Bases 259 to 1710 code for a protein of 483 amino acids. Gene Ontology annotation, biological process: RNA splicing. The record is from RefSeq and is a predicted model, not a curated record. NCBI's taxonomy places the organism in Eukaryota, Metazoa, Chordata, Mammalia, Artiodactyla, Bovidae. Gene Ontology annotation, molecular function: RNA binding.